CGCCUCAUUCCAUCCGUAUCUCGAACCUUUGGGAACUGCAGCUCCUCCGCAAAUCCAACUCCAGAGAAAAGCCCGCUCUCCGGCGCGCAACACCCUCUCCUCCACCCGCAGAUUCCUCUCUCCAGUUUCAUGCAUCGUCUUUUGUAUUUCUAGCCCCGUCCGUCCAUUUUCUCACAUCAUGUUCCGGCCCGCGUCGAGAGUCCUGCUCCGCGCGCCAGCCGCUGCUGUCGGCGCACCGGGUCGCAUCCAGUCCAGCCGACGAUUGAUCAGCACCGCACCGCCCACCCAGAAGUCGAGGAGCUGGAAGAGCCUGGUUCUGCGAGCAGGUCUGGCCGUGGGUGUCGUAUACUACUACAACACGAGCAGCGUGUUUGCGAAGCAGCCGUCAUUCUCUCUCCGGCCCCAGCCUGAGGUAGAAGAAGAUACCGACAACCUCCCCACACUCGAUGCCAUCAAGCCCAAGAGACGUCAAGAGCAGCAGCAGCAGGAUGCCGUGAAGACCGAUGUGCAGACUGCGACCACCCCAGAGGGCGCCGCACAGUCUUCGGAGGGCUUGUCGUCACCGGAGGAGCUUGAGGAGCAGGCUGGACAGGAGGGCGCAUUCAACCCAGAGACCGGCGAGAUCAACUGGGACUGCCCCUGCCUGGGUGGAAUGGCCCAUGGUCCUUGUGGAGAGGAGUUCAAGGCCGCUUUCAGCUGCUUCGUCUACUCUACGGAAGAGCCGAAGGGCAUAGACUGCAUUGAGAAGUUCAAGGGCAUGCAGGACUGCUUCCGCCAGCACCCCGACGUCUACGGCACCGAGCUCGACGAGGACGAGGUUGACACCCAGCUGAGAGACCAGAUCGCCGCAGAGGACAAGUCCGCUCAGCCCUCCGCCGCCGAAAUCGACGCUGCUUCUCACCCCGACGAGAAGCGCGCUCGCGCCAAGGAGGUCCACGCCCAGGCCAAGGCCGCCACCGCUGAAGGCGCCGAGAACCCAGAAGGCGACGAGCUAGUGCCCAAGCAGUACCACGACACCCGGGAGAAGAACGAAACCACACAGUAGACGGAGAUUCCCAAAUCCUCCCUAUACCGCGUGACGUGACGAACCCCGAAGCUGCUAGCUAGCGAACGAAAGAAGCGAGAAAGAAAGCCUUGUCAUACUCCCCUCCAUUUCUUUUUUAUUACUGGAAUGGAUAUAGAUACAUUUCAACCUUCAGAGAAAGAAAAGAAAAAAGUAGGAAGAGGAGGGGAAAUGGUUGGGAAAAGUUUGACAAAAACUUGUAUUAAUGCUUUUUUUUAGUACAAGACCAUAUAGACAAGAACCCCCCGGAACCCCCCAAAGUGUAUAUUAUCUACACAUGACUGCUACACUAGUUACAGUAACUUAUUCAAAGACAUCUUCCCUUUGUUAUUAUGAGUGAUUCUUCUUCUGUCUUCUUAGGAACUAACUAGUAGCUUGUACAGUACCUUGGAUAUUGGAUACGUAAAGGAAGGCG
This is a messenger RNA of Paecilomyces variotii, 1478 nucleotides long. RefSeq names its product intermembrane space protein. Gene Ontology annotation, cellular component: mitochondrial intermembrane space. The transcript is spliced from 3 exons. The record is from RefSeq and is a predicted model, not a curated record. Gene Ontology annotation, molecular function: protein-disulfide reductase activity. Gene Ontology annotation, biological process: protein import into mitochondrial intermembrane space. NCBI's taxonomy places the organism in Eukaryota, Fungi, Ascomycota, Eurotiomycetes, Eurotiales, Thermoascaceae. The coding region runs from base 179 to 1045 and encodes 288 amino acids.